GGCGGCCCGCGGCUGCCCGGUACGGACUGCGAGGGCCCCCGGUCGCGGCGCUGUUGCUGCGGCUGUAGCUGCUGCUGCGCGGCGGGCGGCGGCGAGGUCAACCCGGCAGACUGCGCCACCGCCGGGCCCGCCGCGCCUCCGCCGCCCCACUGCCCCCGGAAGCGGAGCGCCGGCGAACGGGGCCAGGCGGGCUCCCCGGUGAAGAAACCCCGCCGCGAGGUGGAGGACCCCCCGCCGCCGCCGCCUCCGGACGAGCAGGAGGACAUGGAUACGGGCAACGUGGCCAGCCUCAUCAGCAUCUUCGGCUCCAGUUUCUCCGGACUGCUCAGCAAGGAGCCGAAGGGCCGGCGGCGGGCGCCUCUGGACGGCAGCGAGACGACGCCGACGCCCGCCGAAGCGGCGGCCGAACCGGGACAGAUCUGCUGCGACGAGCCGGUGCUGCGGACCCUCAACCCCUGGAGCACGGCCAUCGUGGCCUUCUGACGCGCCGGCCCUAGAGACUCGCCCUCCGCCGCGGGGAGAAGGGCGGGGAGGGGGGGGCCCGGCGGACAGACGGGCAACCGGACAGAUAGGUUACCCCCUUCCCGCACCCUUCCCUUUCCUCCUCCCGCACCCUCGGGGGGCUCCUGCCGCAGCGGACUGUGCGGGCAGUGCCGGCGUGUCCCGGCGCCCUGCCUUCGCCGCACGGGAAGGACCGCGGGGCAGCAGCACUUCCCCCCCACCACCACCCCCCUUCCUUCGUCCGCCGCCGGCACCCCGGUUCCCGGAUACCGGCAACCGCCCUGGGAGCGCCCCCGGCGCCCGGCCCUCCCGGAAUUCCCCUUCCCGGUUUGGCCGCCGCCCUCCCCGGCGCCUGGGGGGAAGCUCCCCAGCUGCUGCCGACACUUGGGGGUGUGCUCCCCGCCGGGGUAAUAUUUUAAGCUUGGAAAGUAUUAAGUUUAUUAAAUAAAGUCUCUAUUUUGGAAAGGUUUAGGUCAGAACUAUUACAUGGUGCUUUUAAAAAGUGUUUAUUGAGAGAAACGAAGUUUACAGAUGCUCUGACAGAAAGUCCUUGAGCCUGUUUGUUAGGCUUGGUAACUCCCGGUCUUUGUUGUAUAAAGGCUUGGGGCGCCCGUAGGGGUUUUUUUUUUUUUGUACAGUUUUUCUCCUUUGGUGAUGUAUCUUGUUUUGUAUAAAAUGUAAUUCUACGUGUACAACACGUAUUAAAUAUUUUCAGCUGUA
Molecule: messenger RNA, 1221 nt
Organism: Calidris pugnax (ruff)
Lineage: Eukaryota; Metazoa; Chordata; Aves; Charadriiformes; Scolopacidae
Gene: IER5
Product: immediate early response 5
Exons: 1
Source: RefSeq, a predicted model, not a curated record